UGCCCCGCGCCGCCCCAUUGCACCCUCCCCGCGGGCCGUUGCGCAUGCGCGGCGCUGCGCGUUGGCGACGUGGAAGGCCGGACGCGGGCGGUGUCUGUGGGAUUCGCAUCCUGUCUGGAAAAGCUCCUUCAGGAGGUUUGGUACGUUCCUGCAGUCUUGCCUCUGACAAAACAUUGUGAGUGAGGGGAGAGAGGUAAAUAAGAGAAGAAAUGAAGAUUUAGACACCUAUUUGCCAAACAAAGAAGAUGGGAGCAAAUAGCAGCAGCAUCAGUGAGCUUCCAGAAAAUGAGUACUUAAAAAAGUUAUCAGGUGCAGAGCCCAUCUCUGAGAAUGACCCGUUCUGGAAUCAGCUGCUGUCUUUUAGCUUUACCACUCCAACGAACAGUGCUGACUUAAAGCUCUUAGAAGAAGCCACAGUCUCAGUCUGCAAGUCUUUAGUCGAGAAGAAUCCUCGAACAGGAAACCUUGGGUCCUUGAUUAAAGUCUUUCUUUCUAGAACCAAAGAGUUAAAAAUUUCAGCAGAAUGUCAGAAUCACCUCUUUAUUUGGCAGGCUCACAAUGCACUGUUUAUUAUUUGCUGUUUGCUGAAAGUAUUCAUCAGUCGAAUGUCAGAGGAGGAGCUGCAACUUCAUUUUACUUAUGAAGACAAAGCACCAGGCUCAUACGGAACAGAGUGUGAAGACCUCAUAGAAGAAUUGCUGUGUUGCCUUGUCCAGCUCAUUGUUGAAAUUCCCCUCUUAGAUAUUACAUACAGCAUUUCUUUGGAAGCUGUGACAACUCUCAUCGUCUUCCUCUCCUGCCAGUUAUUCCGCAAAGAAAUUCUGCGGGAGAGCAUCAUUCACAAAUACCUGAUGCAUGGCCGAUGUCUCACAUAUACCAGCAGACUUGUGAAAACUUUGCUAUAUAAUUUCAUUAGACAAGAAAGAAGCCCUCCUCCGGGGACCCAUGUCUUUCAGCAGCAAAGUGAUGGAGGAGGACUGCUUUAUGGAAUUGCAUCUGGGGUGGCAACUGGCCUGUGGACAGUCUUCACACUUGGCGGGGUGGGCAGCAAACCAACGCCCCAGCUGGAGCAGUGCUCCCCUCUGGCUAACCAGAGCCUACUGCUGCUGCUGGUCUUGGCCAAUCUCACCGAUGCUCCAGAUACGCCGAAUCCCUACAGGCAAGCUAUUAUGUCCUUCAAGAAUACCCAAGAUAGCACUGCUUUUUCAUCAUCAAAUCCACACGCUUUCCAGAUUAAUUUUAACAGUUUAUACACAGCUUUGUGUGAUCAGCAGAAAUCUGAUCAAGCAACUCUUCUUUUAUACAUGCUUCUGCAUCAAAAUGGCAAUGUACGGACAUACGUGUUGGCACGAACAGACAUAGAAAAUCUUGUCCUGCCAAUUCUUGAAAUUCUGUAUCAUGUUGAAGAAAGGAAUUCACACCAUGUUUACAUGGCUCUUAUCAUUCUGCUGAUCCUUACAGAGGAUGAUGGCUUCAACCGAUCCAUCCAUGAAGUGGUGAGUUGUUCUUUUGGUAAAUAAUUCUUCAGCUGUAAAAAUGGUUUAAAUCUUCAUUUUUAUAAAGAUAUAUUGGUAUAUGUGUUUCCUCAGCAGAGGCUGUAUGUGUUCAUCCAAAUUUGAUGACAUAUACAUAUUUCUUUCAUGAGGACUAGCCCGAAGUUAGAAGAAUCAUUUCAAAACUUUCCAGAUGAACAAACUCAUUCCCUCUUGUAGAGGAGGUGCUGCAUGUACCUCUUUUUCUGUCUUUUCUUGUGUUUCCUGUUACAAAUUAAUGUAAUAAUAGUCAGGCAGCUGUCUCAAAGAUGCUGAGUCUUUGCCAUGAAAGUAGAGGGGCUAAGUGA
Neopsephotus bourkii (Bourke's parrot) is the source of this 1840-nucleotide messenger RNA. RefSeq names its product dymeclin (gene DYM). Gene Ontology annotation, cellular component: Golgi apparatus. The transcript is spliced from 12 exons. Bases 246 to 1520 code for a protein of 424 amino acids. The record is from RefSeq and is a predicted model, not a curated record. Gene Ontology annotation, biological process: Golgi organization. NCBI's taxonomy places the organism in Eukaryota, Metazoa, Chordata, Aves, Psittaciformes, Psittacidae.